Messenger RNA from Moesziomyces antarcticus, 1782 nucleotides. Its product is annotated as vacuolar amino acid permease. NCBI's taxonomy places the organism in Eukaryota, Fungi, Basidiomycota, Ustilaginomycetes, Ustilaginales, Ustilaginaceae. The record is from RefSeq and is a predicted model, not a curated record. Gene Ontology annotation, biological process: transmembrane transport; basic amino acid transport. The transcript has a single exon. Bases 1 to 1782 code for a protein of 593 amino acids. Gene Ontology annotation, cellular component: fungal-type vacuole membrane. Gene Ontology annotation, molecular function: basic amino acid transmembrane transporter activity.
AUGCCGGGCGCUUCGGAGAGAACGCCUCUGCGGUCCUCGCCGCCACGCAAUGGCAACGCCAAGAACGGACAGUAUGGCGCUGUGCCUGACCAAGAUGGUGCCGGCGCCGGCGCCGGCGCCGGCGCUGCAGACGCUCCGGAACCGGAACACCCUCAAGGCUUCAAGUUCGCGGUCAUCAUCGCGAGCCUGUGGGUGGUGCUGUUCAUGGCAGCGUUAGACGGCACCAUCGUGGUCACGCUGAUCUCGUCCAUCUCGUCGUCGUUCAAGGCGUCGGAAAAAUCGGGCUGGCUCAGCGCAUCCUAUCUGCUGUCGGUGUGCGCCUUUUCGUCGAUCUACGGCCGCAUGUCGGACAUCAUCGGACGCAAGGGUGCUCUGCUCGUGGCGCUCGCCUUUUUCACCUCGGGCACGUGCCUGUGUGCGGUGGCGACCAGCAUGGACGCGCUGCUGGUGGCACGCUUUAUCGCCGGUAUCGGAGGCGGCGGCCUGCUCACCACCUCGUCCAUCUGCAUGACCGAUCUCGUUCCGCUGCGCAAGCGCGGUGUCUGGCAAGGAGUGACCAACGUGCUGUUCGGGUCGGCGUCCGCUCUGGGCGGACCCCUCGGAGGAUUCAUCAACGAUGCAUUCGGAUGGCGUACCGCCUUCGGAUUCCAGGUGCCGUUCCUGCUGGCGGGCGGCGUGUGCAUCGCGACGUUUGUCAACAUCCCGCUGCCUUCUUCCGGACAGAAUUGGAAGCAGAAGGUUGGUCGAAUCGACUACCUGGGCUCGCUCGGAUUGAUCUCGAGCUCGACAUGCCUGCUUCUGGCUAUGAGCUUCCUGUCGGGCUCGCUGCUGCCGUUCUCGAAUCCGCUCGUGUGGGGAUUCCUGCUGGCGUCGUUCGUGACUGCGGUGCUGUUCGUGCUGGUGGAAGGAUGGGUGGUGCGCGAGCCAGUGAUGCCGUUGUCGCUACUGACGCGCCGCUCGCCCGCGCUGAUCGGCGCCUCGUACUUUAUCGGCAGCUUUGCGCACUUUGGCACCAUCUUCCACUUCCCGCUCUGGUUCCAGUCGGUGAGGCUCCAGAGCGCCUCGCAGGCAGGGAUGCACCUCAUUCCCAUCUCGUUUGCCGCAGCCGCCGGAAGCUUGUGGGCCGGGCUGUACAUGAAGCGCACCGGACGCUACUGGCACGCCAACAUCGCUUGCUGCGUGCUCAACAUUGUCUCGACCGCAUACGGUGCUUCGUGGAACAAGGGCACAUCGGCGUGGGAGGAGUACCUGACGUUUGUGCCGCAGGCGUUUGGCACCAGCGCGAUCUUUACGUUUAUGCUCAUUGCGCUGAUUGCGUCCGUGUCCAAGGACAAGGCUGCGGUUGCUACGGGGACAGUGUACCUCUUCCGCAGCCUGGGCCAGGUGAUGGGCGUUUCGCUGUCGACGGCCAUGUUUCAGAUGCUGCUCCAGUCGCAGAUGCAUCUCAACAUCACACCGGAGCUGCUGCCGCAUCCUCAAGAUGGUCAGCGCGGCGUCGAGAAGCUCAUCUCGGCGCUGCGUCACGAUGCCUCGCUCGUCCCCACGCUCCAACCUGCGGGGCUGCGUCACGCCGCACAGCUCUCGUACAUGAAUGCCAUCAAGUGGAUUUUUGUUCUGGUCACGGCGCUCAACGUGCUCUACCUCGCCGUAUGCUCGGGCGUCGAAGAGCAGGCGCUGCCGGACAAGGCACCAAACACCGCAGUCGCCGACGAUACCGACCCUUCCCCACCAGCCGAUCAAAGCGACGCCCCGCGAGCGCGUCAGAACGACUCGCACGCCUAG